AUGGCCUCCCAGACCGAGAAAAUGUCACAAGCGACCGCACAUAUGGAUGAGAAAAUCGAUCUGCAAACAAUUUCAAGCCGUAUUAAGAACGGUGAAAUCACUCGCGUCGUUGUCCUGGCUGGUGCUGGUAUCAGUACUGCCGCCGGAAUACCUGACUUCCGAUCACCCAACACCGGUCUAUACGACAGACUCGCGCCUUUGAAUCUGCCCUAUCCUGAGGCAAUCUUCCACAUCAGCUACUUCUCUCACACUCCAGAGCCAUUCUACGCGAUCGCACAAGCUCGCCAUCCCGGAAAUCUCAAGCCGACUAUCUCUCAUGCGUUUCUGGCACUCCUAGCGAAGAAGAAUGUGCUCCAUUUUGCCUUCACCCAGAAUAUCGACGGGCUUGAGCAGGACGCUGGUGUUCCAACAGAUAAGAUUCUCUGGGCCCAUGGGAACUGGAAGAGUCAGCAUUGUUGGAAAUGCAAGACCGAGUACCCUGACGAUCUGAUGAAAAAGGCGAUUCGCGAGGGCGAGGUGCCUUAUUGCCUGAAGGCUGAAUGUGGCGGCGCAGUCAAGCCUAAUGUCGUUUUCUUUGGUCAAUCCCUGCCCUUUGAGUUUGAUGAGAAACAGAAACUCGUGCCAGAGGCUGACCUUAUGCUUGUCAUGGGUACGAGUUUGAAGGUUGCGCCAUGUUCACAACUACCACGCCUCGUUAAAGAGGGGACUCCGAGACUUUUAAUCAAUAUGGAAAGAUCCGGAGAUAUCGGGAACAGGAAAGAGGAUGUAUGUCUUCUAGGCUCUUGUGACCAAGGUGUACGCAAAUUUGCGGAUGAGCUUGGCUGGAGAGAAGACCUGGAAGCCCUGUGGAAAGUCGCAGUGGAUUCAAUGAAAGACGAUCGAGAAUUCGAAGGGGGUCCAAGUCUUGAUGAGUGUAUCGCAAGAGUGGCGAGCCAGAUGGACGAACGACUCAAGAUUUCCGAAGGGCAUAAAAGGAUGUUGGAGGGCCACUUGAGUAACAAAUUAGCGCAAAUUAUGUCAAGACCUGCAUCGCAGCCUUGA
Messenger RNA from Penicillium subrubescens, 1041 nucleotides. RefSeq names its product SIR2 family NAD-dependent protein deacylase. The coding region runs from base 1 to 1041 and encodes 346 amino acids. Gene Ontology annotation, molecular function: NAD+ binding; histone deacetylase activity, NAD-dependent. The transcript has a single exon. The record is from RefSeq and is a predicted model, not a curated record. Lineage: Eukaryota; Fungi; Ascomycota; Eurotiomycetes; Eurotiales; Aspergillaceae.